Molecule: messenger RNA, 3263 nt
Organism: Epinephelus lanceolatus (giant grouper)
Lineage: Eukaryota; Metazoa; Chordata; Actinopteri; Perciformes; Serranidae
Gene: leprot
Product: leptin receptor overlapping transcript
Biological process (GO): negative regulation of growth hormone receptor signaling pathway; late endosome to vacuole transport via multivesicular body sorting pathway
Cellular component (GO): endosome
Source: RefSeq, a predicted model, not a curated record
CUCUGAUGGAGGAAGCAGGAAGUCCGUCCACCGAGAAGAAGAGCCCGACCACAUAACCAAAACACAAAGAACUGAGCUAAAGUCUAAGAGAAACUUUCUCACAUUUACUACAAUGGCCGGCAUUAAAGCACUGGUUGGUUUGUCCUUCAGUGGUGCCAUUGGACUUACAUUUCUCCUUCUGGGCUGUGCACUGGAACAGUACGGGGUAUACUGGCCGCUGUUUGUCCUGAUUUUCUACAUAUUGAGCCCCAUCCCGACCUUCAUGGCCAGACGCCUCAGUGAUGACACUGAAUCCUCCAAUGCAUGCAGAGAACUGGCCUACUUCUUAACAACUGGCAUUGUGGUAUCAGCUUUUGGGCUUCCCAUUGUGCUAGCCCGCAAAAGCACAAUCCAGUGGGGCGCCUGCGGUCUGGUGAUGACAGGAAACGCUGUCAUCUUCCUCACCAUCUUCGGCUUCUUUGUCGUGUUUGGAGGUGGGGACGACUUCAGCUGGGAGCAGUGGUAGAGGGCCGUCAGACAGUGGACAGACAGAAGGAUGGAUGGAUGGAUGGGUAGGUGGAUAGUUGAAUGGAUAGACUACAGACUGAGGGGCACAUGUGUCCUGCACUCUUUGGAGAAUGAUGCACAGUGUAGGCUGCAAAAUGUCAAAUUUACCAGGCAUAUUUUCAGACUGAUUUUUAUAUUACAGGGUGUUAGUGUUGGUGACAACACUAUGAGCCCUAAUAAUGUGCCUUAUGUCUGGGACCAGAGAGACCGAUGAUGCCUAUCCACCUUCACCCAUGUAUUUUAGCUUGCCUCGCCUUUGUUUCAACCCUCAAAUCACCCUGCUCAUUGCACCUGCCUUUUACGUUCAUUAUGCUUCAGUUAAUCAAUAUCAUAAAGGGAUCCUAAAGAGUAACUCUGUUGCAAUGUGCACCACAAUGCUCACUGCAUUAUCUGUCCUCACUGUUCAAGGAGGAAGUGGCGAUAGUGGAUUACAGCUUGCUUAUUGUGAGCUCUGUUUGCUGUGUAAAGUGUGAAGGCAGGGCAAGUUAUCCUAAUCCAUGCUAUCUGACAACUAGUCGUAGAAGUCCUAAUCAGGUAAAUAUAUAUUUGUAUGGAGAUGUUGAGUUAUUUUGUUUUCAUUUUUGCUACAAGACUUUAAAGCAUUACUUUAGUGUUCUGGUGCAAUUGUUUACAUUUUCACCAAAGAUCAUUUUAGAGUGCAAAAAAAUGGAGCAUAUUCUCCUCUAUGCUGUGGAUUUUGAUCCGUGCUAUGCAGCAAUAUGAUCCUCAAAAGCAAGCUGAGGCAUUUGAGAAAGCGCUGGUUAGUGAGGAUCAUACAUCUUAAGUGUCUGUGUUCAGUUAUUGUACAAACAAGCCAGAGAAAGCACUCAUAUCCAUUUUAUUUUCCUGCAAACGACAAAGACAUUCAUACUGUUAGCAUGAUAUUAAUUUGGGAAUCACUUUUUUACAAGUUGAAUGGUUGAUAUGGGAGAUAUAUAAUUUUAGACAAAGUGUUUUUGUCCUACAUGUAGACUGUAUAUAAAGAUGGACAACGCAUCUCUAUUUCCUCCCAUUGUACAAAAGCGAAGCCAAAAUAUCCGGGAUACAGCUGCUGCAGUCUUGUGCUGGUGACGCCAUUUUGAGCCCGAGUCCAUUCAUUAGCAUUCCCCACAGUAUUGAGUCCAACCAAUCGUGAGCAGCACCAUUGAUCGCAGGCACUCCAUUAGCACACACAGUUGUCAAUCAUGUCGGCAAACCACCUUUAUAGCAUCAGAUAACCAGGGCUGUCCCGCAAAUCAGUUUUGGGCAUCGAAGCUUUGGUGACAAAUAUGCGCAAAAUAACAAGGGCAGAACUCAGACUAAAACAUUAGUAUUUUUUUAGCCAAUACACUGAAAUGAUGUGACAGUUGCCACUUUGUUAGCAUGCAAGUUACAGUAACAUUAACCAUAAUAGCUAGGAAAGAAAGAAUAGUUUGCAAGACGGCUAUUCUGAGUCACUGGAUCAGACUGUGGCUAGAAACCUGCCCUUCCGCUAUCUGCAUGCUAACUGUUUUCAAAAUCCCCUUUGCUAUGGGAAACAACAACCUCAGAGCUAACCUACAUACUGAAAAUUGCAAGUUUUGAUGGAGAUUUGAUUCCUGCAAUAUGGCCUGAUUGCUUUGUUCUUUCAGUGAAUUAUUGCAAAGAUCUACAGCGAAUAAAACAACUUAUGAACGCACCUUGAAAAAUCCCAGACUCUGUCUCGCAGGACUCUCAUGCCCGAUGUUGAUCUAUUUUCUGAUGCAGCCAGUCGCAGUUGAUUUGCAACAUCUUUCAAAACAAAAACAACAGCUGUGUGAUGCUAACAGUUAGCCGUGUCACUGUGUGUAUUCCUUUCUGACAGUAUUUUGCAAGGGCACCAUCACUGCAUCCUGGGUUUAUCGAUCACUUACGGACAAUUUAGAGUCACCAAUUAACCUGCAUGUCUUUGGACUGUGGGAGGAAGCCGGAGUACCUGGAGAAAACCCACGCUGACACGGAGAGAACAUGCAAACUCCACACAAAACUCCACCCCAGGUUUAAUCUGCGACAAGAACUGCCUAAAAUAAUAGAAAUCAUCUUUGAGAAAAAAGUACUUGCCUGUUCUUUCGACGAUUUUUUUUUUUUUUUUACUUUAGUCCAUGUCCCAUCCGUUGACAUGUAAGGGGCGGGGUUUAUGGCCUAUACUGCAGCCAGCCACCAGGGGGCAAUUGAGAUGUUUUGGCUUCACUCUCGGGGAGCUGUCAUGUCGUCCAUCUUUAUCAUACAGUCUUUUUGUCCUAAAGGAGAAGGCUUUACCUGUGAACUCAUUCAGAAGUGCCUGUCAUUCACAGUGCAUAUUUUGAUUAAUAGCGAAAUCACUGUGAUUCAGUUUUGAGUCAGGUUUUUGUGUUUCAUCAUCAGGGGCCAUUGAAAUCUGUAAUUGUAAAUCAAUAUCACAUCAUCAUGUUCUUCAUCAUCAUUGUCAGUAACUGAAUAUUAAUGAGAGUUUGUAUAAUUAGCCCACCUCAUAGAGACUAUCACAGAAAAUUCUUAGUGUCCUAUAUUAAUUUCUUCUUUCCUUAACUGCUUUUCAAGGGGAAAUAUUACACUGUAUGUCUCACAACUGACAUGUUCAAUAAAGAAAGCUCGUUCUUUCUGUUGUUACUCCCAUACCCACACUAACGAGUGCUGAAGAGCUCUCAGAGGUUAUUUUAUAAGCUCCUGACUGCAUUUUGUUUUCUAACAUUGAUUAAAAUUCUCUGUAUAGUGAAAACAAA